Coccomyxa subellipsoidea C-169 is the source of this 420-nucleotide messenger RNA. RefSeq lists its product as hypothetical. The coding region runs from base 1 to 420 and encodes 139 amino acids. NCBI's taxonomy places the organism in Eukaryota, Viridiplantae, Chlorophyta, Trebouxiophyceae, Coccomyxaceae. The record is from RefSeq and is a predicted model, not a curated record. The transcript is spliced from 3 exons.
AUGUUAGCUGUGGAGCGGAAGGAUGACUUGAGAGCCAGCUUGCUGCAGUGGAUGUUUUGCUGGCUCAUGCUGCAGACUGGGGGCCGCCCUGGCCACGUUUUCACAGCGUCUGACUUCUUGGCGCAUGUCAAAACGGCAAAGAAAACCAAGGCGCGGCUGGACAGCUGGGGAGAAUUCCGCUGCGAGAGUGGGGGCUGGUCGCCUGUGCAGGACGUUCCAUUGGCCCUCAACAACCACUACUGGGGUAGUCUUGGAGUGGCAGCGCGCUUCAAGGACGCCAUCAAGCGCGACCCAGCCUUUGCAAUCGCUCAAUUCCCGACCCUCACGGAGCAGCAGAUUGAGAAGGAGCUUGUGCAUGUCAGGCAAGGCGCGUCCGCAGACAAGCUGCAGGUGAAGGCUGCCACAUCAUCUACCCCUUGA